AUGCCAAGCCAACAAAAGAAAGUCAUUUUUUGCAUGGCUGGGGUGUUAAGCUUCGUGUGCGCCCUUGGAGUUGUGACAGCCCUGGGGACACCGCUGUGGAUCAAAGCCACCUUCCUCUGCAAAACAGGGGCUCUGCUCGUCAAUGCUUCUGGGCAGGAGCUGGACAAGUUCAUGGGAGAAAUGCAGUACGGGCUUUUCCACGGAGAGGGCGUGAGGCAGUGCGGGCUGGGAGCGAGGCCCUUUCGGUUCUCACUUUUCCCAGAUUUGCUCAAAGUGAUCCCCUUGAGCAUCCAUGUCAACGUCGUUCUCUUCUCCACGAUCCUGGUUGUUUUAACCAUGGUGGGAACAGCCUUCUUCAUGUAUAAUGCUUUUGGGAAGCCCUUUGAAACCCUUCAUGGCCCACUAGGGUUAUAUCUUUUGAGCUUCAUUUCAGUUGCCCUCUGGGCACCUGCUAUUCUCCAUCUUCAGGGAGAGGGCUCCUGUGGCUGUCUUGUCAUGAUCCUGUUUGCCUCUGAAGUGAAAAUCCACCACCUCUCAGAAAAAAUUGCAAAUUAUAAAGAAGGAACUUAUGCCUACAAAACGCAAAGUGAAAAAUACACCACUUCGUUCUGGGUUGUUUUCAUUUGCUUUUUCAGUCAUUUUUUGAAUGGGCUCCUAAUACGACUUGCUGGAUUUCAAUUUCCCUUUGCAAAAUCUAAAGCCACGGAGACGACUAAUGUUGCUGCAGAUCUAAUGUACUGA
Messenger RNA from Suricata suricatta (meerkat), 741 nucleotides. RefSeq names its product clarin 1 (gene CLRN1). The transcript is spliced from 5 exons. The coding region runs from base 1 to 741 and encodes 246 amino acids. Gene Ontology annotation, biological process: equilibrioception; sensory perception of sound. Lineage: Eukaryota; Metazoa; Chordata; Mammalia; Carnivora; Herpestidae. The record is from RefSeq and is a predicted model, not a curated record.